AUGAAUGAAAAGAAAGUAAACAUCGUGGAGGAUGUAUCCUUCGGUUCGUCAAACAAAGUAUUUUCUGCAUUACUCGUUGAACUGAAACGAAAUGGCAUGGCUAAAGUUGACCACCAUCCAGAAAUUACGCCGGACGACUUACAAAAGCUGUACUUAAGCUUCGAUUUAAACACUCCUAAAGGACUGCAGCAAAAUGUAUGUUUGAUAUAAUGUUUCAUCUGGUCAGAAGAGGACGAGAAAACGUGCGAGAACAAACAAAAGACACGUUCGCGGUAACUAUUGACUUGCAGAAUAGAAGAUACGUUUACCAGGCUGUCGACGAGCUCGAUAAAAAUCACCGAGAAAAUGACGACCCCCAAGAUUCCACAACAGAUAGAAGAAUGUACGAGCAACCAGGUGCACUAUGUCCAGCCAAGUCAUUUGAGUUGUAUCUUUCGAAGCUUCAUCCCGAGUUAAAAUGCCUUUGGCAACGACCGAAGGAAGCAACAGCUGACAUCUGCUGGUACUGUAACGUACCGGUCGGAAAGAAUACCCUUGGCAACUUCAUGAAAAAUAUUUCAAGAGCAGCCGACCUGUCCAAAGAGUACACAAACCACAGCAUACGAGCGACGGCUAUAACGGCCGUCCUAGACUACUCCAACUUCGAAGCCAGGCACAUUCUGGUCAUAAAUCAGAAGCGAGCAUCAGAAGUUACUCACGUCGCCUUUCAGAAAACAAGCAAAGAGAAAUUUCCGAAACACUUGGUCAGGCGUGUGGAUUUCCUUCUGAAAUUGAAGAGACAACCUUGUCUUCACCUUCAGAAACCCGGCUAG
Molecule: messenger RNA, 812 nt
Organism: Paramuricea clavata
Lineage: Eukaryota; Metazoa; Cnidaria; Anthozoa; Malacalcyonacea; Plexauridae
Source: the annotation of a GenBank genome assembly